CUGUACACUCUGGUUCUCCAAAUACAAAAAACAGUUUCGUUUAAAAGAAAAAAAAUCUUGAUUAAACAACAUUUAUUUCUCCUGACUGAGUUUGUGGAAGCAACUGGACGAGAGGAUGGAAUCAGAAGCAAUGGAUGUGUACGAUCAACUGUGGGACAACAGCAAGGACAUUGCUGAGCAGACCCUGGAGCUGCCCUUCCUUCAGCACAUGCAGAUGGGCGACCUUCAGGCGGACAACUAUGUCAUCUUCAUGAUCCAGGACAUCAACUACCUGGUGAAGGUCACGGAUAUGCUGAAGGAGAUGUGCGACAAAGUGAAACUGCCAGAGGACCUCAAAAACUUCUUUGGGGAGAGAUACGAGAGCUAUCACAGUUAUGCUGAAGCCACACUGGAGAAAUUCAACCUGAGGGAGGUGAAGGGCAUCAAGGCCACCGCUGCCAUGGAGAAGUACCUGUCGGACUACCAGGCCAUCAUGGACGGGUACGAGCCCAUCUUCUUCGCCGUGUCCCUGCUGCCGUGCGUACGGCUGUGGCUGUGGCUGGCCAAUCAGCUGAAGGAGGGCUACGGCAACGCCUACUUCACCUGGAAGAAGGAGAACAUGCACGGGCACCCCGAGCAGCACUACCGCCACCUGCUGGACGACCACCUGACCACCCCCGACCAGGUCGCCAAGGCCAACGCUGUGUUCCGAAAACAGAUGCAGAACGAGCACGACUUCUUUGCCUCCUCACUUGUAGAGUGAAGUGCCAUGACGGCCAUGCCUGCUUUUGUUUUAUUUAGGCCUACUUUUUUGUUAAGCACAUUUAAUUGUAUUUGUGUAUGACAUGCACUAUACAAAUUGCCUUGCCUUGCCUUGCCUUGCCUUGCCUUGCCUACUAUUAGGGACUUCCCAUAGCACAACUAACCCAUAUCAAACAAAGAGAGAUAUCCAUCAUCUCCUCUGAAGAUAAGUAUAUGCACCUGUGUCAACGAUGAGUGUGCAUUCUCUGCCCUUUUUUAUUAUUUUCUUUGCCUCAUCACUCAUACAAACAUCUUGGUACAACAAAUAGAGUGUCCAACACAGCAUAUGGAUACGUACAGUAUGGAUGCAAUCAGAGUUCUAUAGUGGUUGGGGGAAAUAGUCUCUUUCUCUGUGACUAUGCCAGGGCUGUAAAACUCAAAAUGACUGAAGGCAAAAAAUCUAAAUAGACUAAAAUUGUGCUUGUGUACACACUUAAUACUCAUAGAUAAGUUUCACACCCACUCUCUCCCAUCAUAUAUGGUAGUUCAAAUGUGCCUGCACUUAUUGUGUAGCAUAUGAGUGUGAGCUGUUUCAUUGGCCUUCGCCCACUCAUAUUCCCGGCCGUGACACAUAAUUUCACAUUCAAGUCGUGUUACACUAUGAAUUAAUGUUGUAUGUGGGCCAAUUGAAAUGAUGUCACAGGCCUAAUAAUGAUCCGCUGGCCAGAGUUUGACUUCCCUGGACUAUGCCGUUGUAAUGAGUAAUAUGUUGUGUCUGCAUCAAUUUGAUAUUUCUGUAUUGUGCUUGAUCAUACGGUGCAUGAAUAAAGCAGUCUUAAU
Molecule: messenger RNA, 1560 nt
Organism: Engraulis encrasicolus (European anchovy)
Lineage: Eukaryota; Metazoa; Chordata; Actinopteri; Clupeiformes; Engraulidae
Exons: 3
Coding region: 116-742 (208 amino acids)
Cellular component (GO): cytosol
Source: RefSeq, a predicted model, not a curated record